Oryzias melastigma (Indian medaka) is the source of this 958-nucleotide messenger RNA. RefSeq names its product tescalcin a (gene tesca). The transcript has 8 exons. Gene Ontology annotation, molecular function: calcium ion binding. The record is from RefSeq and is a predicted model, not a curated record. The coding region runs from base 16 to 744 and encodes 242 amino acids. NCBI's taxonomy places the organism in Eukaryota, Metazoa, Chordata, Actinopteri, Beloniformes, Adrianichthyidae.
GUUCGAAGCCCGGUGAUGAUACUUCCCCCGCCGUGCCCCGCCCCGCUCGGUUGCAGCAGUCGCCGCGAGCUGGAGGCACAAACAGGCUCGACGAUGGGAGGAACGCAGACGCGCGUCACUCAGCUGGAUCCAGAUCUGGUGGAGAGGACUGGAUUUUCACCAGAGCAGAUCAACAAUCUCCACAAAAGAUUUCAGCAGCUGAGUGAAAAUAAGGAGACAAUCAGCAGAGAAAGUCUGAACAGAAUCCCGGCUCUGGCUAACAAUCCCAUCAGAAGUCAAAUUAUUGAAGCUUUCUUUGACAAAAGGAACCAGCAUGGCAGUGAAGUGGGUUCCCUGGAGGAGAUAACCUUCGAGCAGUUCCUCAUGGUGAUGUCCCACUUCCGCCCCCCAACAGUGGAAAUGACCGACGAGGAGAAGGAGGCGGUGAGAAGAGAGAAGCUUCGCUUUUUGUUCAACAUGCACGACACAAACGGCGAUGGGACAAUAACUCUGGCGGAGUACAGGAAGGUGGUGGAGGAGCUCCUGUCCAAGUGCGGCACCAUCGGCCAGGAAGCCGCCAAAGAGAUCACAGACGCCGCCAUGCUGGAGGUGGCGAGCACCAACGUGCCCCACAUGGGUCCGGAGGACUUCUAUGAAGGAAUCACCUUUGAACAUUUCGAACAGAUUUUAAAGGGUCUGGAAAUGGAGUCCAGGAUGCACAUUCGCUUUCUGGACACUGCCACAGUGCAUUGUGGGAAGUCUUGAGAGAACCGUUUUUGUAAAGCCUGCUCGUUUUUUGAAGGAAUUGAAACAAAAAACUUUGACAUUGCACUUCUAUGGAGAGAUUUUAAUUCUUUUCUACUUCCCUUUUAAACUCUGAAUCAGCAACUGCGUUUUAUAAUUGUUGGAUAAUAUUUUUUUAUCAGUUUAACUGCACAAUUUCAUAACACAAAUGUAGAAAUAAACAAUCAAGAAGAGA